AUGGAAAACUCAGAUUCCGACGAUGACGAAAAUGAAUCCGCAGCCCGCCGCAGAAGUCAGAUGGACCGACUACUUCGGGAAGAAGCUUUCUACCGAUUUGUCGAUAGUUUGAGCGUCGAAGAUUACAGGCUUAUGAGGGAUAACAAUUUGUUAGGCAUCCCAGGUGAAACUACUGAAGAAGAGUUGCAGGAAAGACUACAAGAAAUUAAAGAGGCCCCGCCACAGGAAGACUCAGGUAAAAAUUGAAGUGGAGACUCUUCAGAGGAAGUGUCUAACAGUGACUCUGUUUUAGACUGGCUUAAUGCACUUCGACAAACUGAAAAUAUGACAAGAAGUGGACAAACAAGAAAUGAAUCUUGGAGAGUAGUAAGCCAGACUGAUCCUAACAGUGGGGAUUUCAGAUUCAGUUUAGAAAUAAGUUUUAACCGUAAUCGGAGCCCAAAUCCAGAGAAUGAAUAUGCACCAUCUGCAAGAUAUUCCAGUGGAGAAAAUAUGGAAAAUAACAGCCAAAGGCAGGUGAGAAAUCCAGCACCUGAAUCAACACCUCCAUGGCAGUCUAGAGCUGAACUAAGUGCAUCAUCAACAGGAGAACCCAUACCUGUCUGCCUUAGAAGACAGAGAAGACCGAGAAGCAGGAGCCCAGAGCAUCGGAGGACCAGAGCAAGAGUUGAAAGUGGGUCACCUGUGAAUCCAGGGAGUGAAGUUUCACGAAGAUCUCAUCAUAUUACUUCGUCUCAGACGUCUGAGCAUCCUCUAGUCAAUGAGACUGAGAUUUUUUCUAGAACUCAGCAUCAUGAAACACCAAGAGAGCAAAUAACUGGAACUGAGUUCCAAAGUAGGGGCCUUUUUACAACUUCUGGAGCAAGGGAUGCCUCUCAAGGAGAAAGUUCUCCAGAUACAACCAGCAAUGAAGAAUCUUCGAUAUCAGAACAGAGAAACCCAACCAUACUCUUAGAUCUUGAAGUAAGAAGAGUUUAUCCUGAAGAAUAUUUGCAGACAGACAGCAUAGCUAGUAGAGCUCCAUUAACAUCUCAGGCACCAAGCAAUGACAUCACUUAUGAAGGUGAACAAGAAGUUUUCAGGCAUACGUUUUCACAAUCUGAGCAGCCAGGUGUGAGAACUUAUGUCAGUACAAUCAGAAUCCCCAUUCAUAGUGCUUCAAAUACUGAUUUAAAUGAUACUACUACACCUGUUGCAAUUCAGAGCACAUUAAGGCAGGUAAUGACAGGAUUCGAUGAGUCAAACGAGUUUAUGCAGAGUGAUCCUAAUUUAGAAUAUGGUGGCUCAUCUCCCAGUCAAAAUACAGAACAUGCACAGUCAGAGAAUGGAAGCGGUGGUGGUUCUGAUCGUAUUAGCCAUGCUGGUUCCAGUUACAGUCCAAGUGUUAUAUCAGUUCCCAGCCCAAACUCCAGUUAUGCUCACAGUUCAAGUUCUAGCCCAAUAUCCAGUUCUAGUGAAGAAAUUAGCUCAGAGUUGUUUGAAGGCAGUAAUGAAGGUAGUGCAACAUCAGGGUCUUCAUCAGAGGCCAGGCAAGGGGGUCAAGAUGGGUCCCCAUCAAUAUGGGAUGAAAAUGACCCUUGGCCUUUUCUUAACCUUGCUGAAUUUUUCCACCUAAAUGAAAGUCAUCAGGAUCAACCUACAGGACUCACCAAAGAACAGAUUGACACCUUGGAAAUGCGAAGCUUCGGUGGACCCGAUGCACUGAAGUCCUGUAGCAUUUGUAUCACAGACUACACGGAGGGCACCAAGCUUCGCAUACUGCCUUGCUCCCACGACUAUCAUCUCCAUUGUAUCGAUCGCUGGCUGGCUGAAAACACUACCUGUCCAAUUUGUCGAAGAGAAGUCAUAGUUUCUGGUGAUGGAGAAAAUUUUGAGAUUUGAACUCUCAGCUCUAUAGGCUGGUAUAAUGAUGGACAAAUAGCAAUCACUUGCCUUUUGUCCAUUUUUUGAGUGACACCUGAAGUAACAACCUGGAUGGA
This is a messenger RNA of Loxodonta africana (African savanna elephant), 1979 nucleotides long. Its product is annotated as E3 ubiquitin-protein ligase RLIM-like. The record is from RefSeq and is a predicted model, not a curated record. Gene Ontology annotation, cellular component: nucleoplasm; cytoplasm. Gene Ontology annotation, molecular function: ubiquitin protein ligase activity. Lineage: Eukaryota; Metazoa; Chordata; Mammalia; Proboscidea; Elephantidae. Gene Ontology annotation, biological process: ubiquitin-dependent protein catabolic process; protein ubiquitination; random inactivation of X chromosome. The transcript is spliced from 2 exons.